Molecule: messenger RNA, 877 nt
Organism: Prosopis cineraria
Lineage: Eukaryota; Viridiplantae; Streptophyta; Magnoliopsida; Fabales; Fabaceae
Product: transcription factor TCP11
Exons: 1
Coding region: 135-752 (205 amino acids)
Cellular component (GO): nucleus
Molecular function (GO): DNA-binding transcription factor activity; sequence-specific DNA binding
Source: RefSeq, a predicted model, not a curated record
GUAUAAAUGGGCUUAACCCUCUCUGUGGGGUCAAUGGAAUCCAUCGACCAUCACCCAAAAACUGAACCCUCUUUCUCUCUCCCCCUGAAACCCUAACAUUGCCAUUCCCUCCCCUUCAAAAACCCUAACUACUCAUGAGCUCCGAAGUGGUCCUCCACAGAUUCCCCCAAUCCGACCCUAAAUCUAAUACGGGGCCACUCACCACCGUGGACUCCGACUCUAAUGUCCAACUUUCCCAUCCUCGAAAAUCUACUGCCCUAUCUUCCUCACGCUCCACCAAAGACCGUCACACCAAGGUCAAUGGUCGGGGCCGCCGUGUCCGCAUGCCGCCUCUCUGUGCCGCCCGAAUAUUCCAACUGACCCGAGAACUUGGUCACCGUUCAGAUGGCGAGACCAUAGAGUGGCUGCUGCGUCAGGCCGAGCCAUCUAUUAUAGCUGCCACCGGCACCGGAACGGUCCCCGCAGAACCGGUGUCCACCAGCAAUGCUGCUAUAUCGUCGUCGGCAGCUUCUGUUCCUUGCCGAGUCCACCCCGUGUCUGCGGGUGGCAGUGGGCAGGGUAUGUUUGCAAUGGCUUUGCCGCCGCCGCCGCCGCAGCCCAGCUGUAGAUUAGACUUGUGCCAGCCAAUCGGAAUGGAGUAUGCCGUGGCGGCGGCUAAUGGGUACAGGAAUAUGCCGUUCACGGCUUUGUUGUUGCAACCCUCAACGGAGGAGACGGAGGAAACGCAGCAAGAUGAGACUAUCGGAGAAUAAUAGCCUCUCGCGGAAUUUAAGCGAAGAGGUUAAGCUUGUACUGUUCCCAGCUUAGUGAAUGUGUUUCUAAACCUGAGCUUGUUUCUAAAUCGUGAAUGUCUGUCUCUGCUCUUUUUUUUUUUUUU